Molecule: messenger RNA, 2556 nt
Organism: Arabidopsis lyrata subsp. lyrata
Lineage: Eukaryota; Viridiplantae; Streptophyta; Magnoliopsida; Brassicales; Brassicaceae
Product: beta-galactosidase 10
Exons: 18
Coding region: 183-2405 (740 amino acids)
Biological process (GO): carbohydrate metabolic process
Cellular component (GO): vacuole; cell wall
Molecular function (GO): beta-galactosidase activity
Source: RefSeq, a predicted model, not a curated record
AUAUUGAUAAGCCACACUGAAGAGUGUGAUUUGGUCACACACACUAAGCACACAAAACAAGAAAGAUAUUUGGAAGUUCUAAAAGGAUAAAUCUUGUUUUCUUUUCCCUCCUAAUUGAAAAAAAAGAGGGCUUUAGAGUUUUAGAAGAACGAACAUUCGACGACGAAGAAGAGCUAACAAUAAUGAAUCGCGUUACUGAAAGCAUUGCGUCUACGGCGAUUCUGGUGGGGUUGGUGUUUCUCUUUUCGUGGAGAUCUAUCGACGCCGCGAAUGUAUCCUACGACCACCGUUCUCUCUCCAUCGGCAAUCGCCGUCAGCUCAUUAUCUCCGCCGCCAUUCACUAUCCGAGAAGCGUUCCAGCUAUGUGGCCAUCACUUGUUCAAACAGCAAAAGAAGGAGGCUGCAACGCAAUCGAGUCUUAUGUGUUUUGGAAUGGCCAUGAGCCAUCUCCUCGAAAGUAUUAUUUUGGUGGCAGGUAUAAUAUUGUGAAGUUCAUCAAGAUUGUUCAGCAAGCUGGAAUGCAUAUGAUUCUACGAAUUGGUCCUUUUGUUGCGGCCGAGUGGAAUUACGGGGGAGUCCCGGUUUGGCUGCAUUACGUGCCAGGAACAGUCUUCAGGGCGGAUAAUGAGCCAUGGAAGCAUUACAUGGAGAGUUUCACGACGUAUAUAGUAAACCUGUUGAAAAAAGAGAAGCUUUUCGCACCACAGGGCGGUCCAAUAAUCUUGUCUCAGGUGGAAAACGAGUACGGGUAUUAUGAAAAGGAUUACGGAGAAGGAGGGAAAAGGUAUGCUCAAUGGUCUGCUUCUAUGGCUGUUUCACAGAACAUUGGUGUUCCAUGGAUGAUGUGCCAGCAAUGGGAUGCCCCUCCGACUGUGAUUAGUACCUGCAAUGGCUUUUACUGUGACCAGUUCACACCUAAUACACCAGAUAAACCCAAGAUUUGGACUGAGAACUGGCCUGGAUGGUUUAAAACUUUUGGAGGCAGAGACCCUCACAGACCAGCAGAGGAUGUAGCUUACUCUGUUGCUCGGUUUUUCGGGAAAGGUGGAAGUGUUCACAAUUACUACAUGUAUCACGGAGGAACGAAUUUUGGACGUACUUCAGGAGGACCUUUUAUCACUACAAGCUAUGACUAUGAAGCUCCGAUCGAUGAGUAUGGAUUGCCUAGAUUACCAAAAUGGGGACACCUUAAGGAUCUCCACAAAGCUAUAAUGCUCUCUGAAAACUUGCUAAUCAAUGGCGAGCAUCAAAAUUUUACAUUAGGCCAUUCACUCGAGGCUGAUGUGUACACAGACUCUUCGGGAACUUGUGCUGCGUUUCUGUCAAACUUGGAUGAUAAAAAUGACAAGACGGUGAUGUUUCGAAACACGUCAUACCACUUGCCUGCUUGGUCAGUUAGCAUUCUACCUGACUGCAAGAACGAGGUUUUCAACACAGCAAAGGUAACUUCGAAGUUCUCCAAGGUUGAAAUGUUACCUGAAGAUUUGAGAUCUUCAUCAGGUCUUAAAUGGGAAGUGUUCUCUGAGAAACCGGGUAUUUGGGGAGAAGCAGACUUUGUGAAAAACGAACUUGUCGAUCAUAUUAACACCACAAAGGACACAACUGACUAUCUUUGGUACACAACAAGUAUAACAGUCAGUACUAAUGAAGAGUUCCUAAAGAAAGGAAGUCCUCCUGUUCUGUUUAUUGAAUCAAAGGGACAUACUCUUCAUGUUUUCAUAAACAAAGAGUACUUAGGAACUGCGACAGGGAAUGGGACUCAUGUGCCUUUCAAACUCAAGAAAUCAGUUGCUCUCAAAGCGGGCGAAAACAAUAUUGAUUUGCUUAGCAUGACUGUUGGUCUUUCGAAUGCAGGAUCCUUUUAUGAAUGGGUUGGAGCUGGACUUACAAGCGUCUCAAUCAAAGGUUUCAACAAGGGCACAUUAAAUUUGACAAACAGCAAAUGGUCCUACAAGCUCGGCGUGCAAGGAGUGCAUCUAGAACUGUUCAAGCCAGGUGACUCCGGGGCUGUGAAAUGGACGGUGACUACGAAACCUCCAAAGAAACAGCCUUUGACUUGGUAUAAGGUUGUGAUAGACCCACCUUCUGGGAGUGAGCCGGUGGGGCUUGAUAUGAUGAGUAUGGGAAAAGGCAUGGCAUGGUUAAACGGGGAAGAGAUAGGAAGAUAUUGGCCCAGGAUAGCAAGAAAGAGCACCCCGAAUGAUGAAUGCGUAAAAGAAUGCGAUUACAGAGGCAAAUUCAUGCCGGAUAAAUGCCUAACUGGAUGUGGAGAGCCAUCUCAGAGAUGGUAUCAUGUUCCAAGAUCAUGGUUCAAGUCUUCCGGGAAUGAGCUGGUGAUCUUCGAGGAGAAAGGAGGCGAUCCCAUGAAGAUAACGUUGUCCAAAAGGAAAGUUUCAGUUGUGUAAGCAAAGAACAAGUUAAAAGAUGAUGAUGCAAAACAUGUGAGAUCUGGGAUUCAAAGGAAGAGAUAUUUUGUAUUUCUUUUUGUUAAGUCCAAAACGAUAAAACAAAAUCCCCAUUUAUUUAACUUAACACAGUUUUCAUCAUCACAAGCUA